Messenger RNA from Blepharisma stoltei, 471 nucleotides. NCBI's taxonomy places the organism in Eukaryota, Ciliophora, Heterotrichea, Heterotrichida, Blepharismidae. The record is from the annotation of a GenBank genome assembly.
AUGUUCAACAAAACUCCAAAGAAUGAAACUAAUUCGCUGUCACCUAUUAAAGAUUUAAAAUUGCCCGAGUUAGCCAAAACUUCUGAUUCCAAGCAAAGAAAGGACUAUUCUAUAUUUAAAGAACCAAUUGUACAAUUAUUAAAGCAGAAACCACUUCCUCCAUGGAAACGAUUAGACGGAAUAAAGCCAAGCGGAUAUGAAGGGAAAGGACCUCAUUUUACAGAUUUUUGGUCCACAAGGGAAAAACUUAUAGCCAUGAAGAUGCUAAAUCCGAAUUCAGUAAAGAGUAAAGUUGCUAAAGUAUUUUACCAAAGCGAAAAAUUGAGGAGAAAAAAAUCUUUCGAUCAGAAAUUUCUUAAAAGGUUACCGAUGCUUGCUGAAGAAGAUUUUAACCUGGAAAGGUGUACUUUUUCGCCAAUUAAAUCGAAGUCUACUAAAAAUGUAAUAAAAUUAACGUCUGAUUUUAUUUAA